AUGGAUGAGUACAGACCUGAGUACAGACGGUUGACGCCACACGUGAGAGGCCACGCUCCUAUGUGUGGGACAGAAGACUUGGCGAAAAAGAGGAAUUUCAACUAUAACAUGAUAACUGAAACUAACGAAAAUUUAGUGCAUUCAGCAUGGGGUCCAUUCAGCGUUGUACGGCGAUGUAUCAACAGGGAAACAGGGCAACAGUUUGCUGUAAAGAUUGUCGAUGUAGCAAAAUUCACUUCAAGUCCUGGAUUAAGCACAGAAGACCUGAAGAGGGAGGCCAGUAUUUGUCACAUGCUGAAGCAUCCUCAUAUUGUUGAACUGUUGGAGACAUACAGCUCAGAUGGAAUGCUUUAUAUGGUCUUUGAGUUUAUGGAUGGAGCAGAUCUGUGUUUUGAAAUUGUGAAGAGAGCAGAUGCUGGAUUUGUGUACAGCGAGGCUGUAGCCAGUCAUUACAUGAGACAGAUAUUGGAAGCUCUACGUUACUGUCAUGAUAAUAAUAUAAUUCACAGGGAUGUGAAGCCACACUGUGUACUGCUUGCCUCAAAAGAGAAUUCAGCCCCAGUAAAGCUUGGUGGCUUCGGGGUAGCAAUUCAGUUAGGAGAGUCUGGGCUAGUUGCUGGAGGACGUGUAGGAACACCUCAUUUUAUGGCCCCAGAAGUGGUAAAAAGGGAACCUUAUGGGAAGCCUGUAGACGUUUGGGGUUGUGGCGUGAUCCUUUUUAUCCUGCUAAGCGGUUGUUUGCCUUUUUAUGGAACCAAGGAAAGAUUAUUUGAAGGCAUUAUUAAAGGAAAAUACAAGAUGAAUCCUAGGCAAUGGAGCCAUAUUUCUGAAAGUGCCAAAGAUCUGGUACGCCGCAUGCUUAUGCUGGAUCCAGCAGAAAGGAUAACAGUAUAUGAAGCACUGAAUCAUCCCUGGUUAAAGGAGAGAGAUCGCUAUGCAUACAAGAUCCAUCUUCCAGAAACAGUAGAACAAUUGAGAAAAUUCAAUGCAAGACGAAAACUAAAGGGGGCAGUACUAGCAGCUGUGUCAAGCCACAAAUUCAACUCCUUCUACGGUGACCCCCCUGAAGAGCUGCCAGACUUCUCUGAAGACCCCACCUCCUCAGGAGCAGUCUCACAGGUGCUGGACAGCCUGGAAGAAAUUCAUGCACUUACAGACUGCAGCGAAAAAGACUUAGAUUUUCUUCACAGUGUUUUCCAGGAUCAACAUCUUCACACGCUACUAGAUCUUUAUGACAAAAUAAACACAAAAUCUUCACCACAAAUCAGGAAUCCUCCAAGUGAUGCUGUACAGAGAGCCAAAGAGGUAUUGGAAGAAAUUUCAUGUUACCCAGAGAACAAUGAUGCAAAGGAGCUAAAGCGUAUUUUAACACAACCUCAUUUCAUGGCCUUACUUCAAACUCAUGAUGUAGUGGCACAUGAAGUUUACAGUGAUGAAGCGCUGAGAGUUACGCCUCCUCCCACCUCUCCAUACUUAAAUGGAGAUUCUCCAGAAAGCGCCAACGGCGACAUGGAUAUGGAGAAUGUAACACGAGUUCGACUCGUGCAGUUCCAGAAGAACACAGAUGAACCAAUGGGAAUCACUUUAAAAAUGAAUGAGCUGAACCAUUGCAUUGUGGCAAGAAUUAUGCACGGAGGAAUGAUUCACCGACAAGGUACACUACAUGUAGGGGAUGAAAUCCGAGAAAUAAAUGGAAUCAGUGUGGCAAAUCAAACUGUAGAACAACUACAAAAAAUGCUUAGGGAAAUGCGUGGAAGUAUCACCUUUAAGAUUGUGCCAAGUUACCGCACGCAAUCCUCAUCCUGUGAGAGAGAUUCCCCCUCUACAUCCAGACAGUCCCCAGCUAAUGGUCAUAGCAGCACUAACAAUUCUGUUUCGGACUUGCCAUCGACAACACAACCAAAAGGACGACAGAUAUAUGUAAGAGCACAAUUUGAAUAUGAUCCAGGAAAGGAUGACCUCAUUCCUUGUAAAGAAGCUGGCAUCAGAUUCCGAGUUGGUGAUAUUAUCCAAAUCAUUAGCAAAGAUGAUCACAACUGGUGGCAGGGUAAACUUGAGAACUCCAAAAAUGGUACUGCAGGUCUUAUUCCUUCUCCUGAACUUCAAGAAUGGCGAGUUGCUUGUAUUGCCAUGGAGAAGACCAAACAGGAGCAACAGGCCAGCUGUACUUGGUUUGGAAAGAAAAAAAAGCAGUACAAAGACAAAUAUUUGGCAAAGCACAAUGCAGUGUUUGAUCAAUUAGAUCUCGUCACAUAUGAAGAAGUAGUAAAACUGCCAGCAUUCAAAAGGAAAACACUAGUCUUACUAGGUGCACAUGGUGUUGGAAGAAGACACAUAAAAAACACGCUCAUCACAAAACACCCGGACAGAUUUGCUUACCCCAUUCCUCAUACAACCCGACCUCCAAAGAAAGAUGAAGAAAAUGGGAAAAAUUACUACUUUGUAUCACAUGACCAAAUGAUGCAGGAUAUAUCAAACAAUGAAUAUUUGGAAUAUGGCAGCCAUGAGGAUGCAAUGUAUGGGACAAAACUGGAAACAAUACGAAAGAUCCAUGAGCAGGGACUAAUUGCAAUACUUGAUGUAGAACCUCAGGCAUUGAAGGUCCUGAGAACUGCAGAGUUUGCUCCUUUUGUUGUUUUUAUUGCUGCACCUACGAUUACCCCAGGCAUUAAUGAGGAUGAAUCCCUUCAGCGUCUGCAGAAGGAGUCCGAAAUCUUACAGAGAACAUAUGCACACUACUUUGACCUAACAAUUAUCAACAAUGAAAUUGAUGAAACUAUCAGGCACCUGGAGGAAGCCAUCGAGCUUGUGUGUACAGCCUCACAGUGGGUCCCGGUCUCCUGGGUCUACUAGCCCGGUCACGAGAUGAUGGAAAUAAAAAAUCUGUCAUACUGGGAACCACCUCAUACAUGGAAAACCUCUUCGUUAUUGACCUUGUGUCAACAGGUCUUGGCCCCUAGAGACUACCUAGAUGUAGUGUGACCUAAAAUAUAAUUAUUGUCAUGUCCGAAUAGAUAGGAGGAGGGGGAAAAAAAUUAAACACUAAUUUAAAGAGACAGUAUCUUUUUUUAAUCAU
Messenger RNA from Egretta garzetta (little egret), 3076 nucleotides. RefSeq names its product calcium/calmodulin dependent serine protein kinase (gene CASK). Gene Ontology annotation, cellular component: basolateral plasma membrane; cell-cell junction; plasma membrane. NCBI's taxonomy places the organism in Eukaryota, Metazoa, Chordata, Aves, Pelecaniformes, Ardeidae. The coding region runs from base 1 to 2853 and encodes 950 amino acids. The transcript has 26 exons. Gene Ontology annotation, biological process: regulation of neurotransmitter secretion; protein phosphorylation. The record is from RefSeq and is a predicted model, not a curated record. Gene Ontology annotation, molecular function: signaling receptor binding; ATP binding; protein kinase activity.